UCAGAGACUCCCAUCAUGAUGAGACUUAUCGUACCUCUGCUGCUGCUAGCAGGAUGUGCCGUCGCAUUCCCGAAGGUGACGAUGCUGUUCCGGGAGCCGGACAGCUACGAGGCCGAGGUGACGUGCUGCCGUGACGUCGUCAACACGCGCCACUACUACAGAGACGUGGUCAGGGUGAGCGCGCUCUACCUCAGCUCGCACGUCCGCAACGUCCACUCUGGGCUCUCGAUUCCGGAGCACGAGGACGUCAGGGUCACCCUGCUGGAGGAGACGUCUGCAGGGCUCAUCAGUCUGGUCGCCAAGGGAAGCUUCUCCGGGGUCGCAGAACCACAGAAACUCCUGAGGAUACCCAUCAGCUACACCACCAACACGGCCUCCCAGUUCAUAUUUCAGUUCUCGUUUGGUGCGUCCCUCACCUAUCCUCAGUACCCACUGUCCAAUUCGCCGGUUGCUCCCUUCAACUCCACAAACAAUUACCACAUUCUUGGUGUCGAAUACGAAUAUAUUGAGUAG
This is a messenger RNA of Schistocerca gregaria, 513 nucleotides long. RefSeq lists its product as uncharacterized. The coding region runs from base 16 to 513 and encodes 165 amino acids. NCBI's taxonomy places the organism in Eukaryota, Metazoa, Arthropoda, Insecta, Orthoptera, Acrididae. The transcript is spliced from 2 exons. The record is from RefSeq and is a predicted model, not a curated record.